Molecule: messenger RNA, 1901 nt
Organism: Pristis pectinata (smalltooth sawfish)
Lineage: Eukaryota; Metazoa; Chordata; Chondrichthyes; Rhinopristiformes; Pristidae
Gene: asic4a
Product: acid-sensing (proton-gated) ion channel family member 4a
Exons: 10
Coding region: 276-1874 (532 amino acids)
Biological process (GO): sodium ion transmembrane transport
Cellular component (GO): membrane
Molecular function (GO): ligand-gated sodium channel activity
Source: RefSeq, a predicted model, not a curated record
UUCCCCUACCCCCCACUGGCUUGAUCUCUCUCUCUCUCUCUCUCUUUCUGUCUCUCUCUUUCUGUCUCUCUCUUUCUCUCUCCCUCCUCUCCUUCUUUAUUUCUUUCUUCCUCCCUGCCUGUCUCCGUCUCCCUCCCUCCCUCUCUCUCCCUCCCUCCCUCUCUCUCCCUCUCUCUCUCUCUCUCUCUCUCCCUCUCGGUAAGUUCCAUCACCCAGCCAUUCCGCUGCUCGAAGCCUCUGUCACCCAGUACAAGGCGCUCCCACGUACCUCCCAGAUGCCGAUUGAAAUCGUUUGCAAAAUUGCAUUUUCGGAGGAUGCAGAGAAGCAGAAAGGAACAGUGGAAUGUGACAAGAAGAGUUUGAUCGAGGAAGCCUGCCACUCCACGGCCACAGACCUCAUCACCUUCGCCGAUACCUGCUCACUGCACGGUAUUAACCAUGUCUUCGUGGCGGGCGGCUGUGGGGUAAAGCAGAGUCUCUGGGCUCUUGCCUUCCUCUCCUCCCUGCUCUUUUUCCUCUACCAGGUGGUGAACUGCACCGUCUUCUACCUGCAUUACCACCACGUCACGGCGCUGGACGAGGAGUCGAGCCAGGAGAUCCUCUUCCCUGCCGUCACCAUCUGCAACAUGAACCGCUUCCGCCACACCGCGCUGACCGAUGCCGACAUCUACCACCUGGCCAACAUGACAGGGCUGCCCCCCAAGAGCAAGGACGCACACAGGGCCGUGAUCCAGGAGUACCCUGAGCCUGACAUGAUGGACAUCUUCAACCGCACCGGGCACCAGAUCGAAGAGAUGCUGAAGAACUGUAACUUCAGUGGGUCUCACUGCUCCCCUCACAACUUCUCGGUGGUGUUUACUAGGUACGGAAAAUGUUACACCUUCAAUGCCAACAAGACCAACAGCAGGAAGAGCAAGCAAGGUGGCAUGGGCAACGGGCUGGAACUGAUGCUGGACAUUCAGCAGGAUGAGUACCUGCCCAUCUGGCAGGAGACAGACGAGACAUCGUUCGAGGCAGGGAUCCGUGUUCAGAUCCAUGGUCAGCACGAGCCUCCGUACAUCCACCAGCUAGGCUUCGGAGUCCCGCCAGGCUUCCAAACCUUUGUGUCGUGUCAGGAGCAGCGGCUGACCUACUUACCCCAGCCGUGGGGUACCUGCCGGUCAGAAUUGCAGGGCAGCCUGGUGCCUGGGUACGACAACUACAGCUUGGCCGCCUGUCGCAUCAACUGUGAGAAACAGGCAGUGCUGAGGGAGUGCAAGUGUCGGAUGGUGCACAUGCCAGGGACCGAACCCAUCUGCAGCCCCGAGGAGUACAUGGAGUGUGCCGACAGAGCCCUGGAUAAUCUCAUCACAAUGGCCAACUUCAGCUGUAAGUGUGAGACGCCCUGUCACAUGACGCGGUAUAACAAGGAACUGUCCAUGGUGAAAAUCCCAAGUCGAGGAUCCUCCAAGUUCCUCGCCAAGAGAUUCAACACCUCCGAGCAGAACAUAAAGGAGAACUACCUGGUGCUCGACAUCUACUUCGAGGCGCUGAAUUAUGAAACCAUCGAACAGAAGAAAGCCUACGAUGUGGCGGGGUUACUGGGAGACAUUGGGGGCCACAUGGGGCUGUUUAUUGGAGCAAGUAUCCUCACCAUCCUGGAGAUCAUCGAUUACCUGUAUGAGCUGCUGCGGGACCGUCUGCAGCGGGUUCUGCGCCCACAACCCCCCACCACAAAGAAAUCCCAGGACACCAUCGCAACCCUGGGUUUGGAUGACAUCAAACUGACGUCCUAUGAGUCCAGCAGAUGCCCCCCGGAGGGGCGGGUGUUCCCCCCCACCCUUCGCCCCCACUCCCCGCAGCACAGACUGCCCUUCCAGGACUUUGCCUGCUGAUCACGGACGGCUGCCCCCCCCCCCCAA